Cervus elaphus (red deer) is the source of this 2089-nucleotide messenger RNA. It is a transcript of the gene PRSS16, whose product is annotated as serine protease 16. Gene Ontology annotation, biological process: proteolysis. Gene Ontology annotation, molecular function: serine-type exopeptidase activity; dipeptidyl-peptidase activity. The transcript has 13 exons. Bases 360 to 1898 code for a protein of 512 amino acids. Lineage: Eukaryota; Metazoa; Chordata; Mammalia; Artiodactyla; Cervidae. Gene Ontology annotation, cellular component: lysosome; endosome. The record is from RefSeq and is a predicted model, not a curated record.
CCUACUGUUGCCCUGGGCUCCCUGCCCGAUUCCUGAUCCUGUUUGCCAGAAAACUACUACAAGCAAACUUUGUAGACACGCAGCGUCCUCAGCUCCUACCCAGGCGCACUGGAUCAGAAUCUCUGGAGUAGGGCCAGGAAUCUGCAUGUGUAACAGGCUUCCUAGACUCUGGCGUCGCUGCCUUGCUUGAAUGGUUCCAGCAGAAGCUUGACCUGUUCCAGGACAAGAGUCUGUAAACAUACCUGAGCUCCUGAUCAAAGACUAUAAAUUGAAAGGCCAGCCCUGGGGACAAUAGAGGAAGUCUUGAGUGAGUGGAAGGAACACAGCCGCUAGAACCCUCCCGCAAAGGACUAGACAGCAUGGCCAUCAGGCCGGUGCCAUGGCUGGGCCCUCUGCUCCUGGUUUCCCUCUGGGCAUCCUCAGCUCCAGCUUCCCUCCUUCGGCGCCUUGGUGAGCACAUCCUGAGGUUUCAGGAGAGCUCAGCCCUGGGCCUGGGGCUGGGCCCAGAUUCUGUGACCCUCCCAAAGGAGGGGUGGUUGGAGCAGCCACUGGACCCUUUCAAUGCCUCUGACAGACGCUCCUUCCUGCAGCGGUACUGGGUAAAUGACCAACAUUGGACCAGCCAGAACGGACCUGUAUUCCUGCAUCUGGGGGGUGAAGGCAGCCUUGGACCUGGCUCAGUGAUGAGAGGGCACCCUGCAAAUCUGGCCCCAAUCUGGGGGGCCCUGGUGAUAAGUCUGGAACAUCGAUUUUAUGGCCUGAGUAUACCUGCUGAGGGGCUGGACAUGGCCCAGCUCCGCUUCUUGUCCAGCCGCCAUGCGCUGGCGGAUGUGGCCUCUGCCCGCCUCACACUCUCCCGCCUCUUCAACGUCUCCUCCACCAGCCCCUGGAUCUGCUUCGGAGGCUCCUAUGCUGGCUCCCUGGCUGCCUGGGCCCGGCUGAAGUUUCCCCAUCUUUUUUUUGCCUCCAUCGCCUCUUCCGCUCCGGUGCGGGCCAUACUGGAUUUCUCCAAGUAUAAUGACGUGGUGUCUAGAAGCCUAAUGAACACUGCGAUUGGCGGAUCCCUGGAGUGCAGGGCGGCGGCGUCCGCAGCCUUUGCGGAGGUGGAGCGGCGGCUGCGCGCGAGCGGGGCGGCUCGGGCAGCGCUGCGCGCGGACCUGGGAGUGUGCGGGUCCCUGGAGCGCGCUGAGGACCAGGCAGAGCUUUUGGGGGCGCUGCAGGCACUCGUGGGAGGUGCGGUGCAGUACGAUGGGCAAGCUGGAGCGCCGCUGAGUGUGCGACCGCUCUGCAGACUCCUCGUUGGGGAUCGGGGCAACUGCAGCGGCUCUGCACCCUACCGCGGGCUUCGUCGGGCAGUGCAGGUUGUCACACAGAGCCUGGGUCAGAAGUGUUUAAGCAUUUCUCGAGCAGAGACAGUGGCACAGCUGCGGGUCACAGAGCUCCAAGUGUCCAGUGUGGGUGACCGGCAGUGGUUGUACCAAACUUGUACUGAGUUCGGCUACUAUGUCACCUGUGAGGUCCCUGGGUGCCCUUUCUCCCAACUCCCAGCUCUGCCUUCCCAGCUUGAGCUUUGUGAACAGGUGUUUGGGCUUUCAACCUCAUCUGUAGCCCAGGCUGUGACCCAGACGAACUCCUAUUAUGGUGGCCAGACCCCAGGGGCCACCCAAGUGCUGUUUGUUAAUGGGGAUGCAGACCCCUGGCAUGUGCUGAGUGUAACACAGCCUUUGGGACCCUCUGAGCCAGUCGUUCUCAUACCGAGUGCCUCUCAUUGCUUGGACAUGGCACCUGAGAGACCCUCAGACUCACCUAGCCUCCGCCUUGCACGACAGAAAAUCUCCCAGCAGCUGCAGACCUGGCUUGGGCUGGCAAAGAAGAGCCAGGAUAGGGGUGCUGUCUGAACCCUACACCCUCACCAACUCCAGUAGGGCCACUUCAGUCCAGGAUGAGAAGCCAGCUUGUUCUGAAAGAGGAACUUCCCAGGAAUUCACAUUUAGCACCUGUCCUGCAUAAAACCAUCCUGUGUCUGCAAACAUCCUACUCCAGAUUAAAAGUGCUUUGUUACAAAGAGUUAUAUAAAUAGUGAUUACUC